Molecule: messenger RNA, 3941 nt
Organism: Candoia aspera
Lineage: Eukaryota; Metazoa; Chordata; Lepidosauria; Squamata; Candoiidae
Product: GDNF-inducible zinc finger protein 1-like
Exons: 7
Coding region: 194-2998 (934 amino acids)
Biological process (GO): regulation of transcription by RNA polymerase II
Molecular function (GO): RNA polymerase II cis-regulatory region sequence-specific DNA binding; protein binding; DNA-binding transcription factor activity, RNA polymerase II-specific
Source: RefSeq, a predicted model, not a curated record
CAGGACCCCAAGCACGCCGUCCCUGACCCCCGGGCGGCCCCUCGGUCACGGCGGCUGCGCCUCUAUCGUGGCCGCCGUGGGUCGGCUUCAGCCGUGGCCUCAGUGACGCCUGCGCGAACUCCUGCUGGCGGCGCGAGGGUUCGGCUUGUCUCCUCCGUCGUCGCGGAAGACGCGCUUGGCCCCGCUGAGCAGGAUGGAAAAAAAGAAAAUUUUAAUGAAAUCCAGUGUUGCUGCCUCCAACCUCCUGAGAACAUUACAUUCUCUCUAUCAAUUUGGACAUUUUUGUGAUGUUACAAUAUACACAGACCAGCUGGGUAUCCAGAAGGAAUUUUAUGUUCACAAAGCUGUUUUAGCAGCUUCUAGCAAUUACUUUAAAAGCCUGUUCCUCAAUAAUGAAAUGAUGAAUGUCAAAAACUGCAGGGUGAUCCUCCAGGAUAUUCAUGCUGAAGAAUUUGUCUCAUUCCUCAAAUUUGUCUACACGGCAGAGUUAGAAAUUGAAGUGGACAGGCUGCACCGGAUCAAGGCGGUUGCUGAAAGACUUGAAUGCCAGGAUCUGCUUGAAAUUUUUGAAGAAACGAAGGCUGUAGGUGAGGAUUUGGAACCGAGUGUUUAUUUGAAAAAAAAUGAAGGUGUUAGAUCACCCAGAAAUCGAACAGAACAAGGGGGAGUGAAAGAACAGUGUGAUUUAUCCCAUGUUUUGGCCGCUGCACCAAUGAAGAAGCAUUUGCGAGAGAAAAUUAACCAUUCAGAACUAACCACCAGUUCUGAUGAUAUGAAAAAUAAACCUAUAAACCCUAAUGAAGAUGAGAUUGUGAAUGGUAAGUCCAAAGUUGAGUCAGCAGUGACAUCUGAGCAUACCAAUGAGACUGACCGUCCUUCGCUGAACGAGGGGGACUCGAAGGAAGCCCACACAGCUUUAAGCAGGACCCUGCCUGAUCAAAAGAAGGAUGAAAGUUGUUUCAUUCUCUGUAACACCAAACUCAGAAAAUCAACCCGCAACAUACCCAAGGUCUUGCCAAGAUCAUACGCAUGCAACAAAUGUAAUCGUUUGUUCCAUUUUGCUGAGCAGGACCAGCCACAUCUUGAUCUGGAGCAUGGCACAAGCCGAGUAAUUAAGUACAGCUGCAAUAGUUGUGGCCAGCUCUUUCCCAGUUGCCACAAUCUAAGGCAACACAGGCUCACUGUUCACAGCGGAGAGCAGGGCUUCCCUUGUUUGUUGUGCGACAAAAAGUUCCAGCAUCAGAAGGACAUCAGUGCCCAUAUCCGCAGGGUGCAUGAAAAGAAGCGGCCUCUGCAGCGGUGCCCCUACUGUGACAAAGUCAUCGGCUCCAAGUGUGGCCUGACGGUUCACCUUCGAACCCACAUGGCGGAGAAGCCGUACAAGUGUGAAUGCUGCCCGGCCAGUUUUGCUCAGAGGUCGGCCUUUAAUACUCAUGUAAGAAAAAUACAUGAAUCCAGGAAAAAUGGGAAAUGCAUGCCGGCUUAUUGGACAAUAGUUCCACCAGCAGAAAAAGUAGAUGUGAUAGAUAGUGGAAUCAAGAGGAGUAACAAAACACAUCAAAAGGUGCCAAAUAGUGACUUGCAAAGGGAAAUUCCAGGCAAAGCUCCUCAGGAGCCUGAGGGAGAAUCCAAAAGGUCUCUUCCAGGGGAAGUGCAGUCUGACAACAAAGACCAGAAGACAGAACUACGUGAUGGAACUACUACUGAAAAAGGGAAAACCAGUGGACAAGGGAUGGUGGAUGUGGAAGGAAAUGGAGAAGGGAGUGGUGAAGCAGGAGUAUACAGCAACGGAGACAAUGAGGCCUUCUCUUCUGAUGAUAAUCACAAUGCGGACUUAAAUGAUCACGAUACAGAAGACCCUGAACAGGAUGUGAACUGCAGAGUCAAAAAAAAUGAGGUCAUCCCAAAAUCUGCUUACAUCAUAACUUGUACCAAAUGCACUGAGAAGUUUCCGUCGCGGAAGAAAUAUGUCAACCACUGCAAAGAAGUCCAUCAUUCCUUGCCUGGGAAAGUGUAUCAGUGUGAUGUUUGCAGCAAAUCCUUUGCAAGUUACAACAGCUGGAAAGAGCACCGAGCCUGCGUUCACACGGAAGACAGAAAGUUUUCCUGCACCCUGUGCAAUGCCACCUUUAAAAGAAAGCGGGAUGUGAGGACUCACUGUGUGCGGAAGCAUGAAGGUCGAGUGAAGCGUCCCCUGUGCUCUGUCUGCGGAAAAAUACUGAGUUCCAGAACAGCGCUUGUCUUUCAUAUGAGGACCCACACAGGAGAGAAGCCAUAUCAGUGUGGCGUUUGUGGCUCAAGAUUUGCUCAGCCCUCACAGCUCAAGAUUCAUACCAGGUCUCACACAGGUGAAAAGCCGUACAUCUGUGAGGACUGUGGGGCAUCUUUUGCUGAUAAAGGCAAACUUAAUGGUCAUAAGAGGACACAUACAGGAGAGCGCCUCUUCAGAUGUGAUGUGUGUGGGAAACAUUUUGCUACCAAUGAAUAUUUGAAAUGUCACAAGCGUUGUCACAUGGGAGCUAAGCCAUACAAGUGUGAUGUGUGUGGAAAAACCUUUGGAUUAAGAGCUUCAUUAGCCCAACAUAGUAAUGUUCAUGCAGAGACUCCUCCUUAUUUCUGUGAGCAGUGUGGAAAGACAUUUACUCAGCAAGGAGCCCUGAGACGUCACCAGCGUAUCCACACUGGAGAGAAGCCAUACAAAUGUAGGGCUUGUGAGAGAACCUUCACAGAUAUGUCUACCCUGAGGAGGCAUGUACUGGUCCAUGAUCGGAAUGCUCAUUGGAGAAGUUUCUUAAUAGAUCUUACUAUCAAAAAGGAUCAUAACUGGUCCAAAAUAGAGACUUUGUCUACUAUUUGUAUGGAAGAGAAUUCUACUACAGUUUGGUCUGAUUGCCUGGAAAAAUGCUACACAUCAGAAAGCACAAUUGUAAAAAAAGUAGAAGAGAUAUCAUGCAGUAGUAACAUGAAAGAAUCUGAACCUACCCUUAUGAUUUUAUAACUAUCAACAGUUAAACAUGGAUAUAAGCGUCUCAUAUACUUUCAGUUUUUUCCCUGUAUGGGAACAUUCUCCAUUCGCUUGCAGGAUCUACAAAUAGGCAUGGCCAACGAUCAGCCUAGAUUCUGAUAUGGAAUGGUUUCUAAAUGUGCUCUUUCUGUUAGCUUAAAUACUGAUGUUUGAGGACUUGGAAGAUACAAUAAACGAGUUCUGUCAGGUUGCCUGGGAUCGAACCAUUAUGGGCCAUACUGGUGGCCAUCUGCAGUCAGAGAGUUCAUCCUUGUUUUAAGAUACGGCCAGAGUUGGAAAGGGUAAUACUUAAUGGACAUGAUUAAAAGUGAAAGAUUGAGACUGUGUAAAAAUAGAGAACACACCCUGCCCCCGCCAAAAGGGGUGGGGAAUUCAUGUACAACGCUGUACGUGGGGAGGUGACAUAAUGUGUCUUCUUUGAGAACUUAAGGUGGACCAGGCAUACCAUUCUGAUACUGCUUCUAGAUACCUCUUCCUGCAACUACUGAGCACCAGGACUAGAUGGCUUCUAAAGCUAAUGCUCUGUAGGUAGUUUUCCAAAGUGCUAAGGUCCUCAAGUUCAAUUCCUGGUAGAAUCUGGCUACCUGCAUCUGAAGAGGGUAGGUCGUAUGGUGUCUUCUGGUGGUGAAUGUAACUUUUAGAGCAGCCGUUCUCAAACAUUUUGGUCUCAGGACCUUUUUAUAUCCUUAAAAAUGACUGAGGACCCCCAAAGAACUUUAUGUGGGUUAUACCUACUGAUAUUUACUGUAUUAGAAAUUAAAACAAAUUUUAAAGCAUUUAUUUAUUUGACUUUGAAAACCCCCUGAAUGCAUCUCAGGAACCCUCAAGGGUCCCUAGACCACACUUUGAGAACCGCUGUUUUAGGGGUUUCUCUCUAGUCUUACACUGUUUGGACUUCAUAGUCAAAACGGUGGUU